AUGAUGAUAGUCGGCUGUGAGUCGGACGGUCAUCAAUCCAGGAGUAAAUCUCGCACAAAUAAAACUUAUUGUAAGCAAGCACGCUAUAUGAAAGUUAUUGAAAGACGGCGACUGAACAGAUCUAAGGAAAGGCGUCGACGUCGCAAAAAUCAAGCAAAAAGUUUGGCUGUCAAAGAACCGCUUAGCUUCGCUUUGCAAGUAUACAUCGAUUUCGGAUUUGCGCAACGUAUGAGUGAUAAAGAAAUCAGUAAACUGGUUCGACAAAUGGGUCGUGUUUGGGGUGUCCAAAAGAAGAAUCCUGGUUUGCAGGUUACUCUUCUUUCACCAGAUGAACGCUUUUUGUGCGAAGGACGUCAGAAAAUAUCUGGUUUCGAUAAUUUCAAUUGGAGGAUCAUUUCUGAUAGAAGUAUAAAUGAAUUAGUUACGGAGUGCCAUAUGGUGUAUUUGAGUCCAGAUUCGCAACUUAACGCCUUACUAGAUGUGAAACCUGACGAAGUAUAUGUUAUUGGUGGCCUCGUAGAUGAAACGGGAGUUGGAUCGUUGUCAUAUUAUAGAGCAGAAGAAUUAGGUUUGGAUGCUCGACGAUUACCGAUACAAGAAUUUCUUCGUCGACGUGAUAGUGGAACAUUUAACGUGAUGCUUACAAUUAAUCAAGUUGUAGAAAUUCUUGUGCGUUACGUAUACUCGAAAAGUUGGACUGAGGCACUUUCUGUUGUUCCAAAGCGGUUGGGCUAUGAAGUUAUAAAACCACCGAUUUAG
Messenger RNA from Cercopithifilaria johnstoni, 759 nucleotides. Lineage: Eukaryota; Metazoa; Nematoda; Chromadorea; Rhabditida; Onchocercidae. The record is from the annotation of a GenBank genome assembly.